CCUUCAUCAAACAACGCUUCCCCCACGCGACACCCACGAUCGGCCUCUCUGCAAUAUCGAAGAUGAAGAAAUGGCCUCUUGUAUAGGACAAAUUGCUCCCAUACCUUCAGGCAGCCUAGAAUGACGACCAAGUCCAACUUCAAGCGAGCCCUGCCUCCGGCCCAGCAGUCGAGGCAACAUGUCCUGGAUUCGCUGCGGACCACGCAGCUCCUGGAUUCGAAGGCGGUAUUGCCCGCAGAGCUCAUCAACACGAUCCUCGACUACCUGCCCGUCCCAGAUAUGUUCAGAUUCGCUCGGACUUCGAAACGAAUGCAGGAGAUGGUCUACGAUGACACGCGAUGGAUCCAGCGACUGAAAACCAUGGGGUGCUGGAACGACAUCGAAGCUCGUCAAAGAUUCGAGGAGGCAAUGAGGAAAAAGAUGGAGGCUCAGCGGGCCAAAGAUGAAGAAGCACGGAACGCAGAUGCGGGGCCGAAUAGUAGUGUUAAUGGUAUUGCUGGAGGCAGCGAAGGCGAACGUAAAACCAGCGUGACCCUUUUUGACGCUGGACUAGAGGAAGAAAUGCAGCGGAAAUCUGUGGAUCGAAAGGUCAGGCCCAGGGCUACCACACUAGACAAGGGUUUCGACGACAUGACUUUAUCAUCUCCCUCGAAUGUUUCGGCCCGUCCGCAAGUACCCCCGCUUGAUCCAAAUAUUGCGCUAAAAAUUCUAUCGCGAGCUCGAUCCAUCAGGGGGAUGGCUAGGCAAGAGUAUGGGAAAAUAUACGGCGCACUGGCGCCGUUCUACUUCGAUCUCGCCCGGUCGAGGAGCCAUACAGAUCCCGUCCUUUUUCGGACAUAUCGAGACCCUGAGCAACAAGCGCAGAUGCUAGCACAGCUGCAGACGUUCGCGAAGAGCGACUCUGCCCAGGGAUGGCAUCAGCGGGAAGAGAAGUUGGAGACUAUGAUAGGUAUUUUCGAGAACGCCGUCCUCCGAGAGUUUGAGCAAGGAUUUGAGACAAAAGACCUCGAUGGUCGGAUGAAGAAAUAUGCCCACGUUUUAGUCACCUUGAAUGGAGGAGCUGCAGGGGUGGAUUCCUACAUCCACAAUCACCCACUGAUGUUGGAUAAGGAGAAGCUGGGGAAUCCUGCGGAUUGUUUGCGACACGCUGGUCCUGGUCACAUUUCAUCAAGGCCAUCGCACGACUUUUUCAAAGGCCUCGCCAUAUCCUUGAACGACGAAGCCGCCAUCAUUGAUCGCGUUUUCCCCUCCUCAAUCGAUGUGCUACUCCCCUUCGUAGACCGCGUUGGAGAAGAUAUCAUAUCGGAAUACAUAACCUCACUCUUCGAUGAAGCUCACGAUGCCAGCAUCGAGAUAUAUCUCAAAGCCGUGGCAGGUAUCUAUGAGCAAGCUCUUCAAUUCGCUAUUUCUCUCAAGCCGACGAAAGGCUCAAAGCCGAAUUUCAAAGAAGAUGUAAUGCACAUUGUGUCCCGGUGUUUCGAACCUCAUAUCGACCUAUACCUUCAAGAAGAGCUAGAUUUCUUCAAACGAAAAUCGGCUGCUGAGGUGGAAGUCUGGGAGAAGCGGUUGACAGACGAAGAACAGUCGACGGAAACGUUCUUUAUGUCGAAUGUCAGCCGCCAAGCAGCAAAGAAAGAUUUUCUCACGUCUUUUAAAAAGGUGGUGAUGAUGCCUGUCAAUGUUCUUCCCACAAUUGGAGGUUCAAGUAAACCAGCACCUGCUGCACUCGGUAUGAAUGGCGAUGCGUUAAACACACCCUCGAGAUCGAGCACGCCUAUCCCCGGUGAACGCUCUACUUCUCCACGUCCCCUAGAAGCUCCAACCACAGAGCUUGCUGCCAAAGCAGCUAUCAUGAAUUCCCGUUUAGAAGGCAUUCGUUCGUUAUUCAGUAUUGAGGUGGCAUUGAACCUUAUACAUACAGCUAAAUCGAGCCUAGAGCGAGCAGCGCGGUUUGUGCGGCUUGGUGGCCAGUCUGGCGAAGAAGCAAAGGAGCAAUGCGAAAACAUCUUCCUCGCGCUUCUCCAAAUCCUUGGGGGUCGUCAUAUUAAGCCCGGCUUUGACAAGGCGGUCAAUCACUUGUCAGAAUACAAACCGCGAGAGGUUGCCGAUCACAGCAAGCAAGGGGUUGCGCCGCUUGUUGCUUUCCUCGAACUGGUGAACGUGGGCGAUUUGAUUCAGCAGAUGGUAGAUGUGUUCUACCUUCAAGAAUUAGUGGCCGCCAAUUUGACCGAUCGGGAUGAUUUUCUGAGUCCAGCAUGCAAGGAAAAGAAAAAAUUUGAGCAGAUGCUCGAUGAGCGGGUCGCUGCUGGUCUGAACAAGGGCAUUGAUGUGCUUAUGGAUGAGGUUGAAUUCCUGUGUGGAACAACGCAACUGCCGACGGACUUCAAUCCUACACCGGGCGCAGACGGGACAGUGGAGAUGCUUGACAUUGGCCCUAGCCAUACCGCGAGUAAAGUAGUUGAUAUUGUGUCGUCGCACACCAGCAUGCUCGUAGGGAGCACAGACAAGAACGUGCUAGACGUCUUCAACCAGGAGGUCGGAUUGCGUCUAUUUACUGCAUUAUGCAAACAUCUCAAGCGGCAAAGAAUCAGUGUUGACGGCGCAAUCAAGCUCAUCAGCGACAUGAACGCCUACAACACAUACAUUGCAUCGCUGCGCAACAAAUCGCUGACGCAGUAUUUCACCGCACUGCGGGAACUAUCACAAAUCUACUUGAUUGCGCCGGACCACGCAAAAGACAUUGCAACAAUCAUUGCUGACUCAGACCGGUAUCAUGGGAUCUUUAGGGCUGAAGAAGUGUAUGAGUUCGCGGAGCGUAGGGCUGAUUGGUACCAGCUCAAGCGAGAGGUGGAGAGGCAAAUGUACGGCGUCGGAUGCGCCGUGAUGUGAAUAGCCGCGUCAGAUUCAGAUUCAAAUUCAAGGUGCC
Molecule: messenger RNA, 2926 nt
Organism: Lindgomyces ingoldianus
Lineage: Eukaryota; Fungi; Ascomycota; Dothideomycetes; Pleosporales; Lindgomycetaceae
Exons: 3
Coding region: 121-2889 (922 amino acids)
Biological process (GO): Golgi to plasma membrane transport; exocytosis
Cellular component (GO): exocyst; cytoplasm
Molecular function (GO): protein binding
Source: RefSeq, a predicted model, not a curated record